Molecule: messenger RNA, 2861 nt
Organism: Lytechinus variegatus (green sea urchin)
Lineage: Eukaryota; Metazoa; Echinodermata; Echinoidea; Temnopleuroida; Toxopneustidae
Product: kelch-like protein diablo
Exons: 11
Coding region: 284-2026 (580 amino acids)
Molecular function (GO): protein binding
Source: RefSeq, a predicted model, not a curated record
GUGAAGGUGCAUACUUCGCAAUAUUAUUUAAAGUACAGCUUACAUUCUAGAGGUCUUUUUGAAACUUGAUGAAGUUGAGAGUGCUAAUAAAGUAAUAUGAUAUUCCUGUCCAAGAAUGGCUGAGAAGGAGAGAUUGUAACCAAUUGUACAACAUCAGAAGUUUGGACUCCACAAGCUGCCUCUAAAAAUCAUUCCACUCUUCAACAUGUGUGUCACUUGACAAUAUAGGGAAGUUAAUGUGUAGAAUUGUUUUAUUGAUGAGGAAAAAUAAAAUUGUGUCACCAUGAUGGACUUUGAUGAGCUAGCAGCAGAUGAGAGUAGUGUUGAUGUAAUGAUCCACCGAGCAGACAGUUUCUAUGGCAAUCAGGCUCUGCGAAACAUGGAUGAUCUGAGGCAGGUCGGAAAGCUGUGUGAUGUCAUCUUAGAUAUUGAAGGAACCCGAAUACCAGCGCAUCGGAUUGUGCUAGCAUCCUUCUGCCAGUAUUUCUAUGCCAUGUUCACAGGGGAAAUGAAAGAAGCAGGACUAACAGAGAUAUCUAUGAAGGAGGUGAAUCCGCGAGCCAUGGAACAACUCAUAGACUAUGCAUACUCAGGCGAAUUGAUGAUUCACAUAGAGACUGUUCAAGCUUUGUUGAACACAGCAUCCAUGUUACAGCUCCCUGAUGUACAAGCCUCUUGCUCAGAGUUCCUCAAGAAACAACUCCAUCCUGCAAACUGCCUUGGAAUAAGAAACUUUGCCGAUGCUCACACAUGUACUGAUCUCAAGCUGGCCUCGGGACACUACGCAGUGACACAUUUCAGUGAAGUAGCCUAUGAAGAAGAGUUCCUGCAGCUUAGUAAGGACCAGCUCUCAGAGCUGCUCCGAUGUGAAGAUUUAAAUGUAACAAGUGAAGAAGAAGUCUAUAAUGCAAUAAUAAGAUGGGUGUAUCACAACAAAGCCAGUCGAGGUGACCACAUUGCUGAACUCCUGCAGGAGAUUAGGAUGCCUCUGUUGUCUCCAAGGUUCCUUGUUGAUAUCGUCGAGGCUGAAGAACUGAUCAAACAGGACAUGAAGUGCAGGGACCUGUUAGAUGAAGCUAAGAACUAUUACAUGCUUCCAGAGAGGCGUAAUGGUAUGAAACUCACCCAGAUCACCCCAAGGAAGUCCACUGUUGGAUCAAUUUAUUGUGUUGGAGGGAUGGACAGCACUGGGCACUCCUUGAGUCAUGUUGAGAGACUUAAUCUACUUAGUGGGAGGGUUAGCAUUGAAGCCAGUAUGAACACCCCUCGGAGUGGAGUUGGAGUAGCUGCCUUAGAUGGUAAAUUGUAUGCAAUAGGUGGCUAUGAUGGAGGGAAUUACCUUAGCACUGUAGAGAUGUUUGAUCCAUCUACUAGGAUGUGGCAUAGGGUAGCAUCAAUGCACCAGGUCAGGAGAUAUCACUCAGUGGCUAUUCUUGAUAGACAGCUGUUUGCUGUAGGUGGCUAUGAUGGCUCCACUGUCCUUGAUACUGUAGAGGCUUAUGAUCCCCGUACAAACCGCUGGAGAAGGAUAGCAAGUCUUGAUGGUAAACGUCGUCAUGCGGGUGUGGCAUCUCUUCAUGAUUGUAUGUAUGCUACAGGAGGUAGCAAUGGUACUCUUUAUCUACAAGGUUGUGAAAAAUAUGAAUUAAGAAUGAACAGGUGGUUACCUAUUGCCAGUAUGAGUUGUAAGAGAGGUGGAGUUGGUUUAGGAGCUGUAGGUGGUAGACUGUAUGCCUCUGGAGGUUAUGAUGGUCAAUCUAAUCUCAACACAGUGGAGAGAUACUAUCCAGACGAAGAUAGAUGGACCUGUAUGGCUCCGAUGUCGGAAUGUCGGAGUGGUCAUGGCGUCAGCGUGCUAGGUUCCACCAUGUAUGCUGUAGGAGGUCAUGACGGAGUGCAUUAUCUCAACACAGUGGAGGCAUAUGAUACCCAUUCAGGUGAAUGGCAUCGGAACAAACCCAUGGGUACGAGUAGGGCAGUGGUUGGUAUCGCAAUACUUACUAACAUUCCUGUUACAAAUGUUUGAUCCUGCUCAUCUAUCUUUCUGACCUGUAUGACGGAAUUUUCGUCCACAGUGAACAAGAGGACAUACUCAAAAAGGUAGUUUAUAAUUACUAAGAUUCUGUGUGCAAUAUGCAGUACACAGAUUUUGUUGUUGGUUCAGAUGCAUUUAGACCACUGUACACCUUAAGAAUGGUCUACAACCUGAUUUUAAAAGAAACAGUAUUUUGCAUAUUUUCUAAUGAUAUAAACAUAGAAUGAUAAUUGAUAUUAGAGGUUAAGGAUAACUAUUAAAUUAGUAAUUUCAAAAUUUUAAAUUUCAAGCUUAUAGUUUACAAUGACCAGUGACUAUAAAUCGUACCGAAUCGUAGGGUUGCCAUGAUGCUUAUUACAAUUCUGUACAUUGAAAUCUGAUUUUAUACCCAGCACAAAGAAUAAACAUUUUUAUUUAAGUAUUUGUAUGAUAAUUCAGAUUUGUAGAAUGUCCCUGUUCAAAUAUUUUCAAUUGUUGUGCACAGUGAUCUUUCAUAGAGCAAGUGAAUUUCUGUAUAAUGGCCAGUGAGGAUGAUAUCAGAUCCUGUCAAAAUCUAUGUCCUUCCAAGAUAUAGGUUUUCUGGAGGGUCCCAUGACAUUUGCUCUGGCGACAAUUGCUCCACUAUAUAAAUUUCACACACCAAUAGAAUGACUGACUUCAAUCUUGGAUUUACACUUAUACCCUACCCUAAACCCAUCAUAAAACCCUAUUGCAACCCUAACCCUAUUCCUAUAUCCAUACCUGCCAACCAGUACUUCUUUGACGUAUUUAGUACAUUUUUGCAACCAAAAUACAGCAGUAGGUUUUUUCAUUUAAAAAUGUUUUU